Acyrthosiphon pisum (pea aphid) is the source of this 1540-nucleotide messenger RNA. RefSeq names its product helicase SRCAP. The transcript has 2 exons. Gene Ontology annotation, molecular function: structural constituent of chitin-based larval cuticle. Bases 242 to 1420 code for a protein of 392 amino acids. The record is from RefSeq and is a predicted model, not a curated record. Gene Ontology annotation, cellular component: chitin-based extracellular matrix. NCBI's taxonomy places the organism in Eukaryota, Metazoa, Arthropoda, Insecta, Hemiptera, Aphididae.
CAUGCCAUAGGUACCGCCACCGCAGCGCGCGACUAAGGUCAAAACGAUUUUUUGUUCGUCCAGAAAUCGUGUAUAAAUACCCAUGCGGUGCCCAACCGAUCAACACAGCAUUGUCGAUCGACAGUCCUAGUACUUCAGACUACGGUCUUUCGAUUACGAUUUAGUGCGUUUAUCUGAGUCUUAGUGGUCUCGUGUUUCACGUUUCUAGAAGACAACGAAGUCGUUCAACACACCAAGAAAAAUGAAUUCCGGUCUAUUCUUAUUCGCAGCAGCGGUCGUGGCGGUCGUCAGUGGAAGCGCCGUGUACCCAGUUCCAGUGCACCACGCACCGGCCACCACCCAAUACCACUCCCAAGACGAAUUAGGCCAGUACGCGUACGGUUACUCCGGUGGCCCGUCGUCCAAGCACGAACAGCGCACCGCGGACGGCGUGACCAGCGGCGGUUACUCGUACGUUGACGCCAACGGCCUGGUCCAGUCUCUGGCCUACGUGUCCGACCCGGUCAACGGUUUCCGCGUGAGCGGCACCAAUCUGCCCGCAGACUCCAACACCGCCCACCACGCCGCUUUGCCGGUCGUCCACCAAGCCGCAGUGCCAUCACCAUACUACUUGGCCGCCGCCGCUCCAGCACCACUCUUGGCCGCCGCCCCGGCACCACUCCCAGUCGCCACUUCCUACUCCAGCGUCGUGCACCACGCAGCCGCCGAGCCGAUCGUCGUCAAGAGCCCGUCGUACUACGUGCCCGCCGCUCACCCACUGAUCAAGCUCGCCAAGCCCCUCACCCCAGCCAGCACUUCCAACGUCCACUACCCAGAGCACGCCGUCCUCCUGGCCGCCCGUAAGAAGCGUAGCGCUGGACUCUACCCUGCCUUGGCUUCCGGUUACUCCGCUGCCCCAGCUCACAUCGUCACCGUCAAGCACACCGAAUUCGCCGCCCCACCAGCGCCAAUCGUCCACCACUUGGCCGCCCCAUCCCCGUACUACCUGGCCGCCGCCCCAGCACUCGCUCCAGUCGCCACCUCUUACACCAGCGUAACCCGACACCACGAACCAGCAGUUGCUCCAGUGGUCGCUUACGCCGCCCCAGCCCCACACGCCGUGUACGCCGCACCUGCCCCACACGCAGUCUACGCCGCACCAGCACUUGCCCCAACCGUCUACGCCGCACCGGCACUCGCCCCGACCGUAGCAGUAGCCCCGGUCAAGAGCCAGUUCCACGCUCAAGACGAACACGGUCAAUACACUUACGGUUACACCGACGGUUCAUCCGCCAAGACUGAGACCCGUUACGCCGACGGCGAGACCAAAGGAACCUACUCGUACGUGGACCCACACGGUGAAGUCCAGGCUGUCCAUUACUCCGCCGGCGCUGAAGGUUUCAAAGCCGCAGGAACCAACAUUCCCGUCCACCACGUCUAAUGAUCUGCAAAUGCUGCCUGCCCCCUCACUGAUUGAGUAACAUAUUGUAUACUCUAUUGCAUAGUCUUCCCUUCUUUUUCUAUACAUUUAAAUAUAUAAAUAAUAAACAUUCUUUAUCGA